AUGUCUACUGAAGAUAAGCAGGUUUGUGAGGCAAUAGUUGAAAGGAAAGGGAUAGGACAGGAAGACAGAGAUGAUUCAGGAAUCAGUGAUUAUGGAUUGUCAUUAGAUAGCCCAUUAGCACAUUCAACCAGUUAUCCCAAGACACCGGGACAAACGACGAGAAAUAAGUCAGUUUCAGAAGAUGCAGAUAAGUGGUCAAUGUUGAUAAACUUGAUAAAGGAAAAUGACGCAUCAUUAGAGAAAGGUUUCAGAGAAUCGUUAAAGAAAGGUUUACAAGAAAAUAACGCAUCACUAAAGGAAGAUUUACGAGAAUCAUUAGAGAAGGGUUCACAAGAAACAAGAGAAUCACUAAAGGGUUUACAAGAAAAUAACGCAUCAUUAGAGAAAGGUUUACAAGAAGCUAGAGAAAGGGAAGAAAUAUUCCGCAAAUCGUUAAAGGAAGAUUUACAAGAAACUAUAGCACAAGAGAUCAAAACAUCGCAGAUGAAGAUGGAAUAUAAUCUGAAGAAGGAAAUGCAGGAGUUACAAGAACGACUGAAGAUGGACAUCGACGAGAGAGAGAGGAAGCUACAGAAGAGCGUACACCAAGUCCAGGGAGACGUGGAGAAGAUGGAAGGAAAGUUGACAAAAAAGAUAGAAGACGAUGUUGAAGAAACUAAAGCCGAAUUGGGAGAAAGGAUCGUCGAGGUGACGCAGGUGCAGAAACAAUGCAAUGAUGCAGUCAAGGGGAUAGGAGAUAGGCAAAACCAACUGGCUGUCAAUCUGAGAAAUGCUAUAGCCGUGCAACGAGAAGAGGAUAACAAGAGGGUUGCAAUGGAGGUCAGGCAAUUACAACAGGGAGUGCAGGAAUUGGAGAGCAAGACAGAAGAAAUUGAUAAACGAAUUAGCAAUGCCACUUUAACCGUUGGGGAAGGUAGAGUAGUCACCUUGAUGAGCAGUGAUAGUCGGUACGUCCAAAAUAAUACAGGGCAGAAAUUUAGACCGAAAGAAGGGUUGCACCCAAUGAUAUUUAUGAAAUGGUUAAAAGGAGUUUUCCCAGCACAUCUUAAAGACUCAGACAUGAUUCAGUUUGCAAUAGAGAGAAUGGAAGGUGAGGCCUUCACUUGGGGAGUCAGGAAGAAGGAAGGGACUACUAGUUAUGAUCAGUUUGAAGGAGAAUUCUUGAAGAAAUACUGGUCCAAAAGUCAUCAGUGUGCAGCAAUUGAGGACCUACUCCACCGCAAGUCACUUAGUACAUGGAGAGGAACGUUGAGAGAGUUUGCGAACAUUUGUGGGAAUUGA
This is a messenger RNA of Schistocerca americana (American grasshopper), 1281 nucleotides long. Its product is annotated as probable DNA double-strand break repair Rad50 ATPase. NCBI's taxonomy places the organism in Eukaryota, Metazoa, Arthropoda, Insecta, Orthoptera, Acrididae. The transcript has a single exon. The record is from RefSeq and is a predicted model, not a curated record. Bases 1 to 1281 code for a protein of 426 amino acids.